AUGCCUGUGCAGAAGCAGUUUAUUCCAGUCGUAAAGACAGUUGGAGUUCCAGUGAAAAUCCCCGUCAAAAUUUUAGUUCCAGUGAAAGUGCCAGUUAUCAAGGAGGUGCGCGUACCAGUCUACAUUGAUCGCAAGGUCGAGGUCCCCGUGCCAGUCGCUGGUGACAACGGAUUCAACAACAACAACAACGGAUUCGACAACAACAACAACGGAUUCGACAGCAACAAUAAUGGAUUCGGUGACGCCGACUCAGUAAGCAUCAACCUGGGAGGAGGACUCGACAGCCAGGUCCGUCGCGUUGACAACGGCAACAGCAACAACGGAUUCGACGGAUUCAAUGGCGGGAACAACAACGACUUCGGAAUCGUGAGCAGCGGCCAAUCCGGUCAGACCGGCCACAUCGACCAGAUUGGGCAUCACGUGAUUAAGAAGGUCGUGAAAGUGCCCGUUAAAGUGCCGGUGAUCGUGAAAGUUCCUGUGAAAGUUCCAGUGAAAGUUCCCGUGUUUAGUCAAGGUGGCGCGGGGGGUGGCUUUGGCUUCAACGACUUCAAUAACUAUAUUAACGGUAACAAUGGUGGAUUCAACGGAUUCAACGAUGUAUUCAACGGAAACAAUGACGGAUUCAACGGAAAAAAUGGCGGAUUCAUCGGAACCAAUGGCGGAUUCAACGGAAACAAUGGCGGAUUAAACGGAAACAAUGGCGGAUUCAACGGAAACAAUGGCGGAUUCAACGGUAACAAUGGCGGAUUCAACGGAAACAAUGGCGGAUUCAACGGUAACAAUGGUGGAUUCAACGGAUUCAACGAUGUAUUCAACGGAAACAAUAACGGAUUCAACGGAAACAAUGGCGGAUUCAUCGGAACCAAUGGCGGAUUCAACGGAAACAAUGGCGGAUUAAACGGAAACAAUGGCGGAUUCAACGGAAACAAUGGCGGAUUCCAGGGCGAUUUCAACGGUAACAAUGGUGCAUUCAACAACGGAUUCAGCAAACAACAAUGGAUUCAACCGUAA
This is a messenger RNA of Dreissena polymorpha, 1011 nucleotides long. RefSeq names its product N66 matrix protein-like. The coding region runs from base 1 to 1011 and encodes 336 amino acids. The transcript is spliced from 6 exons. The record is from RefSeq and is a predicted model, not a curated record. NCBI's taxonomy places the organism in Eukaryota, Metazoa, Mollusca, Bivalvia, Myida, Dreissenidae.